AUGGAGUAUAAAACUACACCACCUUGUCCUCGUGGAGACAGUUGCAAUUUGUUUACUGUCGGCAGCAGUGUCUCACAAGAGGUUGCUGGUAAGAAUCUUGGACAUGUUGUGUGCAAAUGGAAAGAUGGGCAAAUAAAUGUCAAGUCCUUGCAGUUUAUGUUAUACUCCUCCUUCAUCGCUCUACCAUCAUUUGUGUUGAAUGCGUCACACAUAUUUCUGUCAGAUACGGUUGAUACAGAAGCAUGGAUAGAAAUGAAUGGACUGAAAUGGGAUAAAAUAGAGGCGACCCAGGUUAUUCUCAGUGCUAGAAAUAUCACAAUUUAUUAUUCAAAAGAGACAAAUGAAAUGGAGUGGCUACCCCGUGUUGAACACAAUAUAGUUCUGAUUGCCAUAUUUGUCGGCGGAUUUGUCCAAUGUCCAGAGUUUAUAUUUGUUUUGCUGAAAUCCGUUGUUACCUAUUUCGUUUCCCAAAUCGACACCAAUUUCCCUUUCGGUGCUGUUAAUGCAAGUUUAAAGUGGAAGAAUAGAAAGGUUAUUAACAAAAAGAUGUUUGCCUGUAGUACGGAUAAUGAAUUAAAACUCAGCUAUAAGUAG
This is a messenger RNA of Echinococcus granulosus, 594 nucleotides long. RefSeq lists its product as hypothetical. Lineage: Eukaryota; Metazoa; Platyhelminthes; Cestoda; Cyclophyllidea; Taeniidae. The transcript has 2 exons. Bases 1 to 594 code for a protein of 197 amino acids. The record is from RefSeq and is a predicted model, not a curated record.